CAGUCGUACGAAAAUUAUUGUUAAACUUACGCGUUCUCUUUUUUCUGAUAAAACGAGCAAUUACCUAUUUAAACAACAUCACCGUAAAAAAUAAUCACAUUUCUUUUUAACAUGUCUGUUAACAAUAAAAACGACGGCCAGCCACGUUUUACGAUCGAAAAUAAUAUACUGAAAGGAAGAGUGGUGCCAUUUCAGUCUCAGUACACGCAUAUUGGACAGUUGCUGUUCAACUCAAUGAAAAAAAAUGCGAAUCUAGUGGGGCAAGUUGACGCGAUCACAGGUAUCGAAGACACCUUUGGAGAUAUCCUAGAUAUGUCGAUAAAAUGUGCGCUUUGGAUGCAGAAACAAGGAGUUAAAAGUAACGAUAUCAUUGUUAUCUCAUCGCAAAGUAAUUGUGAAGUAUUCAUUCCGUGCAUCGCUGCGCUCUUCAUCGGUGCCAUUUUCAAUCCAUGGGACGAUGAGAAAGAUACAAAGACGACUCGUUAUUACAUCAAACUCAUGCAGCCAAAAGCCAUCUUUGCGGGUGAGAAAUCAGCCCCUAUUGCGCUGGAAGCAGCUAAACUCGAGGAUCAUCCAACGAAGGUAGUGUGUUUUGGUGAUUAUCCAGGCACAACACGGUUCGCUGACAUCCUGAAAGGUCACAGUGAAUCUUCGGUGAUUAAUUUUCAAUGCACCGAUAUCGAGGAUCCUCGGCAAACUGCGAUAAUUAUGUUCUCUUCUGGAACAACGAGUCUUCCCAAAGGAAUACCAUUGACUCAUCAAUCGUUACUGAAGUUGUUGGAAGUAAAAGAGGAGCCUAGUGUCGAUACAUGGAUGUGGUACAGUCCUCUAUUCUGGAUCAGCGGACCGUCUCUUAACAUGAAAAAUAUCAUCUUCCAUAGGAAGAAAAUCGUCCCGCCACCCUUUGAAGAGGAAUCAGCCUGCAAGAUUAUAGAGAAAUACAAGGUGGAAUUAGUGUUAUUGAAUACCACUAGAAUAAAUCGUCUCAUUCGACACAAUCGCUUCUAUGAAUACGAUCUUUCGAGCUUGAAGGUGCUGUAUAUUAUUGGCUCCCCCAUGGAAAAAGUAGUUCAAGACUUGGUAAAGAAGUGUUUUCCACAUACAGUAAUUGCACAAGUUUAUGGUCUGACGGAAACGGGCUACAUAAUUACUGCGCAAUCGGCCAAUUCACCAAGCGGUUCCUCUGGGUUAAUAAAUCAUAACUGUGAGAUAAAAAUUAUUGAUCUGGAAACGGGAAAGACAUUGGGACCGAAUCAGAAGGGUGAAAUCUGUGGUAAAUCGAUAAGUAUGAUGUCGGGUUAUUACAAAAAUCCAGAAGCUACCAAAAAGGUCAUCGACGAAGAUGGAUGGUUACACACGAGUGAUCUUGGUUAUUACACCGAGGAAGGUGAACUAUUCGUUGUCGAUAGACUGUCCGAUUUAAUUAAAUUUAGAGAUCAUUUAAUAAUUCCAAGUGAAAUCGAGGCUGUCUUGCUGACUCAUCCUUCAGUUUUGGAAGUAGCAGUCAUUGGUAAACCUCAUCCUAUCGAUGGUGAACAUCCACUUGCUUUUGUCAGUAAAGUACCAAACAAAAAGGUAUCGGCAGAAGAAUUAAUCGAUUUAGUAGCUAGUAAAUUAAUGGAUCAUUGUCACCUACGUGGUGGGGUGAUAUUUCUACUAUCUUUUCCAUAUACUCCUACAGGAAAGAUUCUUAAGAAGGAAUUAAAGAUGAUGUUGAAAGAGGUGACUAUCGUCCGGCUACCUUUUAGGAUCGAAGAUAAUGUACUUAAAGGAAGAGUGGAGCCAUUUCAGUCUCGGUACACGCAUCUUGGACAGCUGCUGUUCAACUCAAUGAAAAAAAAUGCGAAUCUAGUAGGACAAGUUGACGCGAUCACAGGUAUCGAAGACACUUUUGGAUGUAUCCUAGAUAUGUCGAUAAAAUGUGCGCUUUGGAUGCAAAAACAAGGAGUUAAAAGUAACGAUAUCAUUGUUAUUUCAUCGCAAAGUGAUCGUGAAAUUUUCGUACCAGCCAUCGCUGCACUCUUCAUUGGUGCCAUUUUCAGUCCAUGGGACGAUGAAAAGGAUACGGAUAUGUCUCGUCAUUACAUCAAAUUACUGCAACCAAAAGUCGUGUUUGCGAAUAAGAAAUCAUCUCCCGUCGUGCUGGAAGCAGCUGAACUCGAGGAUCAUCAAAUAAAGGUCGUGGCGUUUGAAAAUUGUCCUGGCACGAUACCGUUCGCUGACAUCCUAAAGGGUCACAGCAAAGGUUCGGUGGCUAAUUUUCAAUGCACUGAAAUUAACGAAAAUGAUCACACUGCAAUGAUCAUGUUCUCCUCUGGAACAACGGGUCUUCCAAAGGGUAUAACAACUACUCAUCGAUCGUUACUGGCGGUCGUGGAAUCAUGGUUAGGUCCUCCUGUCCACACAUGUAUGUGGUACAGUUGCCUGUUCUGGUUGAGUGGCCCGUUAUUUAAUAUGAGAAAUAUCAUUUUCCAUACUAAGAAAAUUAUCCCGCCACCCUUUGAAGAGGAAUCAGCCUGCAGGAUUAUAGAGAAAUAUAAGGUGGAAUGGUUAUUAAUGAAUACCACUAACAUAAAUCGUCUCGUUCGAUACAAUCGCCUCCAUGAAUACGAUUUCUCGAGUUUGAAGGUCCUGUACAUUGCUGGCUCUCCCAUGGAAAAAGUAGCUCAGGACUUGGUAAAGAAGUGUUUUCCUAAUACGGAUGUAGUACAACUUUAUGGUAUGGCUGAAAUGGGCAACCUAAUUGCUGCGCAAUCGGUCAAUUCUCCAAGCGGUUCGUCUGGGUUAGUAGCUCGCAAUUGCGAGGUAAAAAUUAUUGAUCUGGAAACGGGAAAGACAUUGGGACCGAAUCAGAAGGGUGAAAUCUGUGGUAAAUCGAUAAGUAUGAUGUCGGGUUAUUACAAAAAUCCAGAAGCUACCAAAAAGGUCAUCGACGAAGAUGGAUGGUUACACACGAGUGAUCUUGGUUAUUACACCGAGGAAGGUGAACUAUUCGUUGUCGAUAGACUGUCCGAUUUAAUUAAAUUUAGAGAUCAUUUAAUAAUUCCAAGUGAAAUCGAGGCUGUCUUGCUGACUCAUCCUUCAGUUUUGGAAGUAGCAGUCAUUGGUAAACCUCAUCCUGUCGAUGGUGAACAUCCACUUGGUUUUGUCAGUAUAGUACCAAACAAAGAGGUAUCGGCGAAAGAAUUAAUCGAUUUGGUAGUCAGUAAAUUGCCGGAUCAUUGUCGCCUACGUGGUGGGGUGAUAUUUCUACCAUCUUUUCCAUAUACUCCUACAGGAAAGAUUUGGAAAAUGAAAUUAAAGAUGUUGAAAACGAUGUAUAUAAACGAACGAACUCGUUAAACAAAUAUAGAAUAUAAAUUGCUAAUCAUAUUUUUGUAGGAAGUAUAAUUACAUAUAAAGUCUUAUUAAGUAUAAGGAUAACAAGUUUAUUAUUAGGGGUUAAAGAGAAG
Molecule: messenger RNA, 3452 nt
Organism: Osmia lignaria (orchard mason bee)
Lineage: Eukaryota; Metazoa; Arthropoda; Insecta; Hymenoptera; Megachilidae
Source: RefSeq, a predicted model, not a curated record